AUGGCGCAAUCGAGUCAAGGCAUUCAGGAUGACCAAGUCGUCUGUAGCUUGACAGACCAAGAACUAAUUACCAUGUCGGUACGCGAUUUGAACAAGUACUUGGCAAGAUUUUCCAAAGAAGAGAUAACAAACAUCAAGCAACGCAGAAGAACGCUCAAAAAUAGAGGAUAUGCGCAAAGUUGCCGAACUAAACGGUCGUCAAUGAAAGACAAUCUUCAAUCCAGAAAGAAAAUUUUAAUGUCUCAAGUGCAAGAAUUGAGAGCCAAAGCUGAUAAAAUAGCAAAAGAUAGAGAUAUGUACAAAAGUAAAUGCGAAGUCUUCAGAGAAUUAGAAAAAAAAUUACAAAAUCAUUGA
Messenger RNA from Trichoplax adhaerens, 354 nucleotides. RefSeq lists its product as uncharacterized. The coding region runs from base 1 to 354 and encodes 117 amino acids. The transcript has a single exon. The record is from RefSeq and is a predicted model, not a curated record. Gene Ontology annotation, cellular component: nucleus. Gene Ontology annotation, molecular function: RNA polymerase II cis-regulatory region sequence-specific DNA binding; DNA-binding transcription factor activity, RNA polymerase II-specific. Lineage: Eukaryota; Metazoa; Placozoa; Uniplacotomia; Trichoplacea; Trichoplacidae. Gene Ontology annotation, biological process: regulation of transcription by RNA polymerase II.